Baudoinia panamericana UAMH 10762 is the source of this 1750-nucleotide messenger RNA. RefSeq lists its product as uncharacterized. Gene Ontology annotation, biological process: regulation of transcription by RNA polymerase II. The record is from RefSeq and is a predicted model, not a curated record. The transcript has 2 exons. Bases 264 to 1556 code for a protein of 430 amino acids. Lineage: Eukaryota; Fungi; Ascomycota; Dothideomycetes; Mycosphaerellales; Teratosphaeriaceae. Gene Ontology annotation, molecular function: DNA-binding transcription factor activity, RNA polymerase II-specific; zinc ion binding.
GAGAGUGUCGGUCACGCUCCUAAGAUUCCUAGCCUACGUCCUGCUACAUUGUCUAUUCAUUGGUAGUUGUAGGAUGUCUGCAUCUUGGGAUCGUAUACUCGAUCCACGAGAGUACAAGCUGCAUGUACUUGUACCUGCCGAAUGUGCGACACAAAGCUGGGGCCCACAAUCUUAGUCAUACGUGUAGAUGUUAACCGCCAUCAGAUCGACUUCAUCGAAUUUGACAACUAUAGCACCGAAACAGAUAUGUAAGCUCAUGUUUUAUGCCUCGCACAGGUCACAAAAAAGUGAAGACCGGCUGCCUGCGCUGCAAGGAGCGUAAAGUCAAGUGUAGUGAAAGCAGGCCGAAGUGCACAGCCUGUGAGCGACAAGCUGUAGAGUGCGUGUACAAGACGCCGGUUCCCAGGCGGACCGCAACAGAAGACGAUCCAGGGGUGCAGCGAACAUCAGAGCCGGUACACCGCAGCGCAGAAUCCACACCUGUUAUCCCAAGCGUUGAUCCACUUGAACAUGCCAAUGAGCUCCGACUCAUGCACGAAUGGACCGCUUACACGAGUCGAGCGUUCUCCCCAUCAUGGGAGUACUGGAGCCACCAAGUCCCCAUCCUCGCCGUUGAACACCGCAGUCUCCUGGACGCUCUGUUUGCCUUCGCGGCAAUGGGGAAGUACCGGCGAAUCAAUGCUGGUACGGCUUCCGGGUGUGAGCCAUCAGUUUCGGAACCAGACCUACUGGUGCAAGCACGAGCGUACUUCAACCGCUCACUUGAAAGGUUUCGCCCACCGACGGGCGAUGACACAGUACCCGCGGACACGGCGGAAGCGCUGUACGCCACCUCCAUCCUUCUCUCCCUCCUCACGCUCUCGGAGAUGAAGCGAUAUAGCGAGGAUAGCGAGGAGAACAGUCCUUCCAAACGGUUUGAAAUGUGGCUCAAAUUCUCAACCGUAACCCGCGAAUCCUACAACAAGUGCCAGUCGGCCCUCAGUCCCGACCGCCUUAAUAUUCUAGACUCCUUUUGUGGCGCAAGAUGCACCACCGAAGAAGACGAGCUAUUCCGCAUCGAACAAGGCACACCUUUCUCACACCUCCUUACCUUCGCGUCGGAAUACGAGAACAUCACCGCCGAAGACCAAGCCGCUUACGAGAAGCUACUGGGCUGCGUUGUAUUUCUCUUCAAAGCCGCGAGUAGUGGAGAGUAUACGUGCUUACAGCUUUGCCAGCGGCUGAUCGCACUGCCUUCACGUCUCCCGCAACGCGCUGUAGAUCUCAUCUCGCGGAAAACGCCACGUGCCCUGGUGAUGCUUGCACAUGCGUUUGCCGUGAUGCGUCUCAUCGAGAACGAGAUCUUGUGGCUGAAAGGUGUCUCGGACGCGCAACUGGACCUGAUCGAUGCGAAUGUUCCACGGGGCUGGAAAGAGCGCAUGGGAUGGCCGAUGCUGGUCAAAGAAGGAAGGUGCCAGACGCUGCCACCAGCAAAUCAUUUCGGAGUGCCACUUUCGUUCGCUGUUGCACUUCCAAAAUUCAACACAGAUACCUGCGUCGCAGCACGCUCGCUCUGAGCGCAGGGGUUGCGCAAUUAUCCCAGGCCUCAGCGGCUAUAGAAUAUUGGUUUGUUCCGUAUCUUCGAGCAAAGACUAGAGCUGUAUCAGCCGUGCUCUGCGUCGCAGCAUUGGGAAUGGCUACACAUCUCUGCGCGCACGUUCCGGCACUUCAUUGCGAAGCACGGUCGGCAAGACCUCUAGACGUCCAAGCC